This is a messenger RNA of Saccostrea echinata, 1016 nucleotides long. RefSeq lists its product as uncharacterized. The record is from RefSeq and is a predicted model, not a curated record. The coding region runs from base 1 to 1008 and encodes 335 amino acids. The transcript has 12 exons. Lineage: Eukaryota; Metazoa; Mollusca; Bivalvia; Ostreida; Ostreidae.
AUGGUUGUCAUUGUCGCUUACCUACAACUUUCGAGCUUGUCGGAAAGGCCGGAGAAGAUAUCUGAAGUUCGUGGUCGGAAAUGUUUGGCCUCGCUUCCUACAAUUAAUUACAUCAAACAUUGUCCAAAAACUAGAGAAGAAUGGAUAAAUGCUGAAAAAAUUAAAGGUUGUGACAAUAUCAAACAGAACUGCAUAUCAAAGGAAAAAUUCAAGUAUCACUGUGUUAUCAAUAGCUUUGGAAAUGCAACAUUAGAUGUUUGCGCACCAACGUGGUACAUUUCAGGAUUCUGCACAGAAUUUAACGAGGAAGGCUUACUGAUACAAGAUCACUAUGCUAAAGACUGCACAUCAUUUGAUAUCCCUUGCCCAACUCGAUACUUGUCCACAGAUGCAUACAAAUAUCAGGGGUGUUAUGGAGUUGAUGUAAAAACCACGGAGAACCAUUCAGAAAAGAUUACUUAUUUAGUAAUUGGGGAAACUGCAAUGGGGAUAUUUGUUGGAAUACUCUUUGCGACACUCAUUGGCUGCAUUAUUUUCCGAAAUCGAAAAAAUAUUUGUGUCAAUAUAGGAAUUGAUGAACAAAUUCAGGAAGAUGACACAACAAAUGAAAGAAGUGUCCCUGAACACCAGGAAGAUGACAUACGUUUCUACCAAAACACAACAAAUGGACGAAAUGAAAUGGAACAAGGGGAAGAAAAUCGCAGAGGAGAAUGUAUGAACACGAGACUAAUAAAGGAAAAUCGGCAAAGGUCAAAUUCGCCAGUUCAAGAUGGAUAUAUACAGGAUCUGCUGUCUGAAGGCCAGGAAAUACACCGCUAUUGUCCUGAUGAAGAAAGUGAAAGCGAAAACAAUGUUUCCAUGGAAAACCAUUCAAUGGCUCAACCUUCACAAAUAGGUGAUCAUGAUUAUCAAGACGCAAUAUCCUGUCCAAAUCCUAAUUCUAGGCUUCAGCUUUGCAAUGAGGAAGAAGAAGGAAAAAUAUAUGAAUCAUACGGGAAAAAUACAUAAAAUACUCC